CUCAUCUCUAUGUAUGAAACCCCAAGACCUCUCCUCCUCCUUAUCUCUGCAACCCCAAACUAACCCAGUCUAAUCUUCCUGCGCCUCUCGUCUACUUGGAUGCGAGUCACUGUCUAGAUCCCCGAAGAGAUCUUCCAGAUAAAUGGAUCAUGAGGUGCUGGUGCAUAUACUUGAUGGAAGAGAGAAGCCGACAAACCUACCAUUCACGCUUUUGAAGAACAUCACAGAAAAUUUCUCGGAUGAUCGAGAAAUAGGCCAUGGUGGAUUCGCAAUAGUUUAUAAGGGAGUGCUCCCAAAUGGGAGCGACGUCGCGGUAAAGAGGAUAAGGAGCACGCAUUCAAUCAAAGAGACAUUAUUUUAUCGUGAACUUGACUGCCUGUUGAACACUGAACACAAAAAUGUGGUACGGUUUCUUGGCUACUGUGCUAACACAGAGCAAAUAGCCAUACAGAUCGAAGGAUUGAAAGAACAUGUUUACGCUGAGCUGAGAGAAAGACUACUUUGUUUUGAGUAUAUAAGCAAUGGAAGUCUAUAUAUUACCGAUGAAUUACGGGGAUUUGAAUGGAACACACGUUAUGAAAUAAUUAAAGGCAUUUGUGAAGGUUUGUAUCAUCUGCACAAGGAAAAGCAAAUAUAUCAUCUGUCUUUGAAACCUGACGAUAUACUAUUAGACAAUGAUAUGGUGCCGAAAAUCACGGACUUCGGUUUAUCGAGACUUGAUGAAAAGUCACAAACCAUGAGCAACGACCGUUUCAGAUCAUUAGGAUAUUGUGCUCCUGAAUACGCGUAUGAGGGAAAGAUGUCAUUCAAAUCAGACAUGUACAGUUUAGGCUGUAUAAUUAUCGAACUGGUGACGGGACAACGGGAGGUCCCUAACAAAAGCAAUGUACUUAGGAGAUGGAGGCACAGAUGGAAGAAAACAGGGAAGGAAACACCGUUGGUUUCCCAACAAGUAGCAAAAUGUCUUGAAAUUGGGUUACAAUGCCAGGAAAUUGACCCAUCCAAACGACCUUAUAUGUGGGAUAUGAUACAUAUUACAAGAGAAAUUGAAGGUGCUAAUGGAAAAAUCAGCAAUGCCGAUGAAAAUACAUCGAGACAGAUUUGCCCUUACUCUGAAGGUGAUAUGCUUCGAAUUGAGCCACUCGAACUACAUUUUCCUCUUGAGGUUAACAAACAAAUGGCAUGCACACUUCGGCUAAGCAAUGGGACGGGCUCUUACAUUGCCUUCAUUGUUGAAAACUUGAGCGGAUUGCAAUACUCAACACAACAACCUAAAGGCCUUAUGCCACCACAAUCCAAAUGUAAUGUUGAAAUAACAGUGCAGCUGGAGGGGAAGGCUCAGAAAUAUAGGCAUCAUACGAAUGAACUUACUGUGUGGAGCACAAAAGUGAAUGAUUGCUACGCAGUUGAGGAUAUAACAAUAAGCAUGUUCUUGAAGGAGGUGGUCAACGUGGUUGAUCAGGUAAAUUUGGAUGUGGUUUUUGACGCCGAACCACAAGAAGCAAGUGGUAAAACCAGUGAGGUAAGCCCUUACAUGAAGGAUGAUAUGCUUGGGAUCGAGCCACUCGAGCUUCACUUCCCUUUUCAGCUUAACAAGGAGAUAUCAAGCUCGGUUGAGUUAAGUAACGAGACAGGUGCUUACAUUGCCUUCAACAUCAAAACUACGAGCCCCCUGCCAUACUGCACAGAGCCAAACAAAGGUGUUGUGCUGCCAUGGUCCAAGUGCAUUGUCACGAUAACAUUGCAAUCUCAGCAUAAGGCACCGGAACAUAUGCAGCAAGCCUACGCAUUCAUCUUGCAGAGCACGAAAGUAAAAGAUGGCCUUGCGGCUGAGGAUAUAUCUACCGACAUGUUCAAAGUAGAGGGAGGGAACAUGGUUGAUGAGGUUAAUUUAGAUGUUGUUUUGAUGCACAACUACAAAGUCAGCCUCUGGAUGUCGACAAGCUCGACCUCUCCUUCCCAUUUGAACCCGACAAUUUGAUCCCAAAGGUUCUGACACGAGCUAUUUUAAAAGCCAUCACAAAUGAUUUUUCCUCUAACUCAGAAAUCGGCAGGGGUGGGUAUGGAGUGGUUUACAAGGUAUGCCACCAUUUCUUCCACUCCCCUUUUCAAAUAUUAGAUGUACAUAUCGUACCGGUUUUAACUUACAAACAUAGGGAGUUUUUCUGACUGGAGAAAUUAUUGCUGUGAAGAAGCUAUUUGAAAUACGUCAGCUAAGAGAUGAUGAAUUCCGAGAUGAGGUGAGCCAUCUUACAGGGAUCAAGCACAUAAAUGUAGUGCAAACUUUAGGCUACUGUGCUGAAACAAGUCAGGAGCUGAUACCGCAACCAACUGGGAGGCCUAUUUGGGCCGAAACGCCAAAACGGUUGAUAUGCUUUGAGUAUGUGCCCAACAAAAGCCUUGACAAGUAUAUUUCUGAUGAAUCUUUGGGCCUUGACUGGAACUUGCGAUAUGGGAUAAUCAAAGGUAUUUGCAAAGGUUUGCAGUUUCUUCAUGAGGAAUGCCAUAUGGUUCAUCUAGACCUUAAACCUGAAAACAUAUUGAUGGAUGCUUCAAUGGCACCAAAAAUUGCGGACUUCGGUUUGUCAAAGAUCUUUGGGGACCAACAAACACGAUUAGUUAUAAAGGAUAACCGUAAAGGGUCACUUGGAUAUAUGGCACCGGAAUACACACUCUAUGGCAUGCUCUCUUUCAGGGCAGAUAUCUACAGUUUGGGUGUAAUAAUAAUACAGAUAGUCACGGGUCAUAGGGAAUAUCCACUCACUAGUGCAUAUUUCAAGCUUUUCGAUGAGAAUCAUUGUCCCCAGGCUACCGAAAUAUCUUCCAAGGAAUUCACAGAGAAGGUGGUUGGGAACUGGGAGAAGAGAUUUGCAUCCACAACGAAAUAUAAGCCCAUGAAAAAAUAUACCAAACAAGUAAAACAGUGCAUCACCAUAGCACUCAGUUGCGUGGAUGUUGACAUGGCCAAAAGACCUACUGUAAAGGAUAUAAUUCAAGUUCUUACUACGGGAGACCAGGUGAUUCCAGGCUCCGUGGAGCUUCUUCGUGUCGUCCAGCAAAAGCUGAGUUUGCCCUUCGAACCCAACAACUUGGCUAGGGCACAUGAUGAUGUAUUGGAGAAGAAUCUAGACGGUUUAAAAGUUAAACCGACGGUUUUUGAAUUAAAAUAUUUGCAAGAUAUCACACACAAUUUUUCCGCAAAAUCAGAGCUAGGAAGAGAUGGAUAUGGAGUGUCUUACAAGGUUUGGCCAUAUUUUCUCUCUCUCCACAUUAGGAAUGUUAGACUAUAUCUACUAAGAAAGAUGUUUGACUUACACAGGGACUUUUUCCAAGUGGAGAAAUUAUUGUUGUGAGGAAGUUAUUUGGAAUAGAUAUAGAUGAUGAAAAAACAUUCGAGAACGAGAUCAGCUACCUUACACGGAUUAAGCAUCGAAAUGUAGUACAGUUUGUAGGAUACUGUGAUGAAUCACAUUGGGAACUGACACCCCAACCAACUGGAAGGCCUAUUUGGGCUGUACUACAACACAGAUUGCUAUGCUUCGAGUACAUAAGCAAUAAAAGCCUUGGCAAAUAUAUUCACGAUAUGAUCACCUACCAGUAUACAUGAUGUAUUUCAUUUUUAUUUGUCUUAUGUGAAAGUUUACUCUGCUA
Triticum aestivum (bread wheat) is the source of this 3651-nucleotide messenger RNA. RefSeq lists its product as uncharacterized. The transcript has 12 exons. Gene Ontology annotation, molecular function: ATP binding; protein kinase activity. The record is from RefSeq and is a predicted model, not a curated record. Gene Ontology annotation, biological process: protein phosphorylation. Lineage: Eukaryota; Viridiplantae; Streptophyta; Magnoliopsida; Poales; Poaceae. Bases 143 to 1981 code for a protein of 612 amino acids.